AUGAACGGCAAACACGGCCACUCCCGCUGUCGACGAGACCCAUGGGUCAUGUUUGAGCCAAUACAAAACCAGCCACAGAUGAUUCUCAUCUGCUCGAAUUAUUUGGCAGGAUCUUAUGGCAUCUAUGCAUCUUCUGCACUCUCGUCAAAUACCGUUUUCGGAUCUAUCCUAGGAGGAAUAUUGCCCUUGGCCGGACCGAAGAUGUAUCAAGACGUGACACCUUUUUGGGGUGUUACACUUCUCGGCCUGGUAGAGUUGCACUUGUUUGCCUAA
This is a messenger RNA of Talaromyces marneffei, 273 nucleotides long. RefSeq lists its product as uncharacterized. The coding region runs from base 1 to 273 and encodes 90 amino acids. The record is from RefSeq and is a predicted model, not a curated record. NCBI's taxonomy places the organism in Eukaryota, Fungi, Ascomycota, Eurotiomycetes, Eurotiales, Trichocomaceae. The transcript has 3 exons.